CUGUGGUGGGGGUGACACGCUCGUCCUGCCACACCUGUACCGUCACCUCGCGAUUAAUUAACGCAGGGAACAGUCGUCGACAAAAGUGGUUAAGAAGGAAUGGGAAUCAAUCAAUGUGAUAUUGCUGUCUCAUAAAGAUAAGGAAGGAGCAUUGAAAUAAAAUAAAAUAAAAUAUCUAGAUUGUGAGUGACUGUCAGUUAAAUGAUACAGGUGCCUGGAAGUGAAAAGGAAGGAGCAGAUUUUCAAGUGUGAGUGUACGCUGAAGUACAAUAUCUGCAAGUAAACGACACUGCCAACUCAUCUAAACCAGGAGUUCGGAAGGGAAAAGAAAAAAAAACAAUAUAAGUAAGGCCUCGCAAGGUCUGUUAAAGAAAGUGUUUAAUAGUGAAACUGAACAGAAAAUGCAUUAGCCAAGAGCCGUAUCUUCUUGAUGUGGGAGUAAAAUAAUAGUGUUAAACAAAGACCUUCACUGAGUCGCGUGCGUGUGUGAGGCGUUGUGGCAGCAUGAGGCAGCGGGGAAGCGGCUCACCCCUGGAAGGAUCUCUCUCUUGAACUGACCUGUCUGUUACGCCGCUGCCACGAGAGAGAGAGAGAGAGAGAGAGAGAGAGAGAGAGAGAGAGACGCCGCAGGAGUAAGUGGCGCGGUGCUGGUGGUGCAAUGAGCGGAGUGCCACAUGCUGGGGGCCCCGACCGCUGCCUCCACCAUGAAAAUGAAGGCGAGAUGGCGCGAUGCCGCGAGGAAGCUGCACCUCACGGACUGGGACGCCCCGCCGCUGCGUCCCGAAAAGUUCGCGAUCCAGUUCGACGCGCCGGGUGCCGUGUACUUCUCGACGCAGACCAUCACCGGCAACGUGGUCCUCAAAGUCAGCGAGCCCAUCAACCUCAAGGGCGUCAAAAUGCGGUUUCGCGGUGAGUGUUGCAUCCAUUUUUCCGACUAUCCGAGUAAGCUGAAGCAACUCAAGCAAAGAGGAAUGAGGGUGACGCGCAGGAAGGUGGUCAGCUGCGGCUCCUCCUCCACCACCACCUCCGGCAACAACUGGCUGUCGCUUAACGAGCAGAACGGACACACGUGCGGGAUUGACAACCCUGGCUACAUCCCUGACCAGCCUGGGAGAGCUGACGAGCGAGGUGGAGGAGGAGGAGGUAACGGUGCACAGCAUGAGAGUAGCGAGAGAUCCCCGCUGCCUCGGCCUGGCUCCACAGAGACAGCCUGGCUGGAGGGGUCCCUGGCAGGCCCACGCCAACACUACCGGGCUCAGGAGACUUACUUUGACUGUGAAUUUUACAUCUACGGCCACAAGUAUCAGAAGGACGAGAAGGAGCUCCUCCCAGCUGGCGUACAUGAGUUUCCCUUUGCUUUCAACCUGCCGCCAAACCUUCCGCCAAGCUUCAACAGUGAGAAGGGCUUCAUCGUGUACACCGCCAUGGCCAUCCUGGACCGUCCCGCCGCCGCCAACUUGGUGCAAAAGGCCGGCUUCAGCCUGCACUCCAUCCUGGACCUCAACAUGUACUCACAAUCCUCAUCGUCGUGCAGCAGCAGCAAGUCCAAGAACCUGUGCUGUUUCUGCUGCCAGACGGGCCCCAUCACCCUGGCAGCGAGGAUCCCCCGCCGCGGCUACGUCCCCGGCGAGAAGAUUUACGUCAACGCGGAGGUGGACAACAUCUCCUCCAGAAACACCCGCAGGACCAGGCUGCUCCUGCUGCAGGUGAUCACGUACAUCAUGCCUAAUGGAGUGAAGGAGGUUGUGGAGGAGCGGGUGGUGAAGGAGGUGGUGCGGGGCAUGAUCCCCCCGGGGGAGUCCGACAUGUGGGAGGGCGUGGCGCUCACCGUGCCGCCGCUGGUGCCCGCCAACGUGCACCUCACCUGCCGCCUCCUCCACGUGCAGUACCGCAUUGACAUGAUCCUGGAGCCGCCCCUCCCGUCCUCGGACCUGCGCGUCAGCAUGCCGCUCACCAUCGGCUCGGUGCCGCUGCGCAGUCGUUUCACCACCUUCCUGCCGCCCGGCGAGACGAGGCGAUCAACCGGAUUGCCUGGCAUCAACUACGCCAACUUUCCCUUCUACUGGUUCGGCGAAUGUGUCUUCGGUCCUGAGGCGCUCGAGAAACAAUAUGAGAAAAUUACAGGGACAAAGGAAGAAUACGGGCCCCAGUUCGAAGAUCUAACACGCUUCGCUCCAAAGUACAUCUGUUACUCUUCCGGGAACAAUGUCAGUGAAAACGGGCGAUGAUACCAUAGAGAAAGGAAUGGAUGCACAAGGUUAAACAUGUUACGGUGUAUUACGCAUGUGUGUGGGGGGGGGGAGGGUGCUCAUGCAGAAGUUAUAAUACCACUUCAGCAAGGAGUGUUAGUCAAUAUAUUAACAAAUGGCACGUUGCUAUCAGUGAACCCUGAUGAUAAAGUGAAUAUUUGCGCAUGGAAAUUACAUUGAACUGAUCAGGUGGUGAACAUUUUAUCCUAUGGGUCAGUGCUUCACGUAGAGCACUUGCAUGUCCAAAGACUGCAUGGUGCAGCAGAGUGAGUGAACGAGUCCUCGGUGACACACCCUUUGCCAUUUCCUUCAACUGUUUCGGCGAAAGUUAUCUUGCAUCUUGCUCAUAUAUGUAUAAUAUGCAUUUAUAUUUAUAAGGUUUAGCUUUAUAAAAUCAUACUAUCAUGUCACAUUUUUAGCUCUAGCGUUCAUCAUUUUAUGUAGUACACGAGAAAGCGUAAGGCUUUCGGGGCAAUAAUCAAUUAAAUCCGCAAGUUACUUAUGUCCACACCCAAUUAAGGUGAUGGGCACUGGAACACUCACUCCAUUGGUUAUUAUGAAAUCCUGUAGUAGCUAAGCCUGGCUCUGCUAGGCUGUCAAAAAAAUGCUACCUCUCUCACAAAGAAGCUGCCAUGAGCCGUGAUCCAAGCACCCCUCGGUCGCGGUCCGAGCACCGUGCACCAAAAGCCGCCCGGCCCUGCUAAUGGAGGAGAAUGAACGCGGAGUUAUGAAACGAAUACUGAAUAUACGAAUCAUUGUGUUCUGAUACCAUUCCUUCCCGUGGCUUAUCAUUUUAGUAUCAUUUCUUGGUGUAAGCAAAGCCACCUCCACCACAAUAAAGGGUGAACAUGCCACAUUUGUUUUACAAUGUAUUUUCUUGUAUGUUACUCAGAAAGCCUUCCACUCACCGGCCUACAACUCCUCACUGCCUUGUCUACUUAUGCCGUCACACGUGAUGGGAAAGAGUUCGUCUGAUUGUCUGUACAGUGAGUCAGUGAUGGUUGCAAAAUAGUCAUUUAGGAAGAAAUGUAGUCCUGUAGCACUUCAAAAUAUCGUAAUAUAGUACUACAUAGCUUUUACUUAUUGAUGAUAACUAAAUCUUCAAAAUUCCAAUGGAAUAUAUGUAUAUAAAAUAUUAAACGGUUAAUACAUUAUUGAUGGAAUCUGGCAAAUAAACGUAAAUGGUACUUUCGGAUGAAUAUGUUGAAUGGAGACUUUUUCGAAGAUAUCAACACACGACUGAGGAACUGUACAGGCGAACUCAUAGCUGGUGCAGCUGCAUCGCGCUAGGAGGUGGUGAUGCUGUCACAGUUUCAGCCUGCAUUGCUAUAUGUAAUCCUCUGCUGGAAUAAGAGCAGCAGUAGCACAACCAUGGGGGUGUUCCAGACGUCUGUCAGUGACCUUCGAACUGGUUCAUGAAGGGUGAGACAAGGUUAGCGUUUCUCUUUGUGCGUACAGCUGAAUUCACAACGUUUCCAAGACUGUGUAUAAGUUUGUCAGUAUUUUUUUUUUAUCCUCAGCAGCCCCGUGCAUAGGAUAGAGAAAACUCGAGGCUUCUCUGCCAACUCUUAGGUUAUUCUGAUCGUUGGCUGGUGAUGCCGCUGUCAUACUUCCAGAAUUCUGAAAUACUGUACCGCCUGUGGCACCGGCAGGCUUUUUUGUUAGGGGCUGAUGGUCGGCCCCAGCCCGUUGUGGCGCAGGCAAGUGUUUAUAGUGGCGCCAUCAUAGUGGAUGUCCUUAAAUUUUAAUAUGACCUUACUGUUCCACUCCUUCACUCCUUCCAGCAGCUCUUGUUAAGAAGCCUGAAACAGCUUGCCUACUAUUAAUUUUGCAUUUGCUUCACCUAUGAUUAGGUCAGGAGAAAUAUUAAAUUGGAAUGCUUCCUCUUUUCUGCCAUAGAUCUGUUGUAUAUGUAUUAUCCUUUGGUCAGAAGAAUAAGGAAAUAGUAACCGCACCAUCACCAGACCAUUCCACAAAACUGUCGGAAGCUUGUGAAUUCAGCUGCACAACACAAAGCAGAAAUACGUUGAAACUUUUUAUCGCCUCUUGUGCAUCUCACAAGAUAAAGUAAGACUAAACUCUUAAAACUCACAUUGAGCCGCAAUUAUUUCAGUUUUGUUGUCAAACACUUAAUGCCGUUAUUUGUGAUACUAGCAUAAGCCAUGAAGAAUUUGUACAAUGUAAUCUAAUCGUAAUGUAAUGUUUUGAUAUCCUGUAGUCACAUAGUGCAUGUAAUAAAGGGGAGGGGGCAUGUAUGCACAAAUUCUCAGUUUACAAAAAUUACAAAUAAAUGCCUAUGGACAAAUCUCAUGUCUAUCAAUAAUGAAUGUCUUGCAGUUAACCAGACACCAAGUGUAAAAAGUAACCAAAAUUUUAUUUUUCUGGUUUUCUUCGAAAUCCAUCAUUCAGGGACGGGGCAUCAUUCAUCGACAAGAACUCCACGACACAAUGAAAAUAUAAAUUACUCUCUUUUUGAUUUUUCUCGAUUUUUCUCGUUUGAUUUUUACAAUGAAUAUUAUUCAUAGUAAUGCUGAUAGCAACUGAGAGGGUCAGUGUCAUAGUACCUGAAAUUAUCAUUUGCUCUAGUGAAUAAUUAUUGUAGCCACUGCAAAGCAGGGAUGUGUUGGCGAGAACAAAGUUGAAUAAUACCACUGCUGAUCAUAGACAUGCUGAUGACUGCCAUUGUACUUGGCUUUAUAAAGGUGAAUGAGUUCUGAAA
Molecule: messenger RNA, 4968 nt
Organism: Eriocheir sinensis (Chinese mitten crab)
Lineage: Eukaryota; Metazoa; Arthropoda; Malacostraca; Decapoda; Varunidae
Product: arrestin domain-containing protein 17-like
Exons: 10
Coding region: 675-2228 (517 amino acids)
Biological process (GO): protein transport
Cellular component (GO): cytoplasm
Source: RefSeq, a predicted model, not a curated record